Molecule: messenger RNA, 480 nt
Organism: Meloidogyne enterolobii
Lineage: Eukaryota; Metazoa; Nematoda; Chromadorea; Rhabditida; Meloidogynidae
Source: the annotation of a GenBank genome assembly
AUGGGUUGCUCAACUACAGACUCGAUUUCUUCUCAAUCUGUGAGGAAAUCGGGUCAGUCUGGCAGUGUUAUCUCCCCUUCCUUAUAUUCCCAAUCUAGUAGUGGUUGUAGUAGUUCAUCAUCUAUUGGUAAUUCUCCCUAUUCUUUUAAUGGAACAAUAAUUCCUUCCUCUACAACUCAAAAACAAAAACAACCAAUUUUGUCUAAUAGUGACAUUUCAUCCCACAAUAAUAAUAAAUUAAAUAAACGCGCAAAGAAAAAUUCUCUCCUAACUCUUUCGCGUGAGGAAUUGGCAGAAAGGAAAAAACAACAAAAUCGAGUGGCAGCCCAACGUUAUCGUAAUCGACGUACCCGAACCUUGGAAAGUGAAAAAUGUGAAAUUGAUGAGUUGGAAUCUCGUAAUUUUAAAAUGCGAGAAGAAUUGGCUAUGUUGUCUAAAGAAAUUGAAAAAUUGAGAGGUCAAUUACUCCUUUCCCGUUAG